Molecule: messenger RNA, 1108 nt
Organism: Amoebophrya sp. A25
Lineage: Eukaryota; Dinophyceae; Syndiniales; Amoebophryaceae
Source: the annotation of a GenBank genome assembly
GGGCCAAACAUUAAGGCUGUAGCUAGUGCAUCUUUUUCUUUGACGGCAUCCUUGAAAGAAUAAAGGUAUGGAGGAGUAUCCCAGUGGGAUACAUUGGCAUUAUAAAUACUUUUCAAGGAUUCAGUUUCAGCUGGAACAAGAUGAAUCAAGGAGAGCGUUAAAAAGAUUGGACGUAAUGCGUGUGUCGGCGAUUGAGUUAGUAGCCUUAAUCAUGGAGCGAAUGGUAGUCUCGGAACCAACUGACAUUAUGUGAGUCCUUAUACUGCUGGCAUAUGUAAUAUGACAGAAAAAAGUGCACUCAUAGAUACUCAAAAAAGGGGCUAACUUCCUACUUAAUAUAGAUUUUAGCCAAUUUGUUCUUGAGUGUUGUAAGUGCACUUUUUCCUUAAAUAGCUCAAAGCAUCCUCAACAACAUUAUCCCUAGCAGCUCUUUUUCUUCUACUUGAAAAAACAGCCAGGGAUGUAGCUGGUCUGAGGGAUGCGAACGUGGUAGCUCUAAUGACGCGGGAAAGGUUCGGGAAUUGCGUGCAGUUUUUAGUGCGAGCGGAAUCGAGGUCACGUAUUUUAUGAUCGUCUCCCAAAAUUACACAAAAUUUGAAUUUGAUCUUGGAUGGGUUCGGCUUUGACGCCAGUUUUCUUGUCUUGAGGUUCUUGGUUUUUUAUAAGGUUGAGGUUUAGGUCCAGCGGCGCUCAAAGCACUAAAUAAAACAGCCGGUUAGUUUUACCUCUAGAGACUUAGCCCUUCCAACAACAUAUUAUACCUUACGUCGAGUAUUACUUUUACUACACCAGAUCAUAAAGUAGACUCCUCAUCUUCUCUAUCAUGAAGAUGUCCAGUCAUUACCUUCUAAUGCAACCUUCCUAGUAGUGAAUAAGAUGUACAACCUAGAAGUAAUAAGGACCAAGGCUGCUCCGAGAUGAUUUUUUCGAGUUGAUGAGGACUCAAUUAGAAUUAUUUAGUCUUAGAUACGGCGUCACAAGUACAUAAGUGACGUGUUCUGGACAACUGUGUCCGAGUCCUAGAAGUAAGCUGAGUGGUGGAGGUCUCUCAUUUAAAAAUGUCUCAUCUAAAUAAAGUGGCGACGAAGAAGGCAAGCCCACACGAGAC